Molecule: messenger RNA, 2491 nt
Organism: Pygocentrus nattereri (red-bellied piranha)
Lineage: Eukaryota; Metazoa; Chordata; Actinopteri; Characiformes; Serrasalmidae
Gene: riok3
Product: RIO kinase 3 (yeast)
Exons: 13
Coding region: 365-1885 (506 amino acids)
Biological process (GO): maturation of SSU-rRNA; protein phosphorylation
Cellular component (GO): preribosome, small subunit precursor; cytosol
Molecular function (GO): ATP binding; protein serine/threonine kinase activity
Source: RefSeq, a predicted model, not a curated record
AUAGCAAGACUGUCGUGACUUCAUAUUAAAUUUGUUAGUCGGUAACAAACCUCGUUCAUUCCGUCGUAAUAUCUAUUUUAAUCCGUUUGACUAUAACAGGUAUAGAGAUCUAGAUUCCCUGUCGUGACAUAGUUAACUUAUUUUUGUAGGUGAUUUGGUAACGCGCCAUAACUUGUUUUUUUUUUUUUAGCUUUGACGAGAGUUUCCUUUGUAACGUAGCUAACCUAGUUAGCUCGCUAACGUUACUGUUUUUAGAAACAGGCCUGCUGAAGGAGUGAAAUAUCAAAGGUUCUGCUUUUCAGAUCUUUAUUCGACGUUCCCGAAGAUACAUUUUGCACUGUUGAGUUGUUUGUAAUCUGGGACUAUGGACCAAAUAGACGUAUCCACAAAAGAAGUAAAGAGUCCCUGGGGCACUCAGAAUGUGACAGCGCCCCCUUGUUCCUUGGCAGAUGUAAUGAGUGAACAGCUGGCCAAGCAGCUGCAUGAGGAACUCACCUCCUUCUCCAGCUGCUCUGAUAUGGGCCUAGAUCUGGCUGAUGUACCACAGGACAGUGAUACAUCCAGUGAUCUGAUGCUGGCGCAGAUGCUUCAGAUGGAGUUUGAUAGGGAAUUUGACACACAGUUACGCCGAGAAGAAAAAAGAUUCAAUGGUCAGAGCAAAGUGUCCAUUUCCUUUGAGAACUAUCGUAUGGUUCAUCCAUUUGAGGAUAGUGACAGCUCUGAAGAUGAAGUAGACUGGCAAGACACACGCCGUGACCCCUAUCGCCUUGCAAAGCCAACCAUUACACCAAAGAAAGGUUUUACCGGGAAAGGCAAGAACAUCACUACUAAACAUGAUGAGGAUAUCUGUGGACGGAAAAACACUGCACGCAUGGACAAUUUUGCUCCAGAGGUGCAUGUAGGUGAUGGGAUUAGCAUGGACUUGAAGCUGUCAAACCAUGUGUACAAUGCUCUGAAACGGCACUGUCAGACAGAGCAGCGACGUGGUGCACGACUGCAUGAGAAGAAGGAGCACUCAACUGCUGAGCAAGCUGUUGAUUCCAAGACCAGGCUUCUUAUGUACAAGAUGGUGAAUGCUGGAAUUCUGGAGAAUAUUAAUGGCUGUGUCAGCACAGGCAAAGAGUCAGUGGUGUUUCAUGCUGAUGGAGGAAGCUUUGAGGAGAUAAUCGUUCCAAAGGAAUGUGUCCUCAAGGUGUUCAAGACGACUCUGAAUGAAUUCAAGAACCGUGACAAGUACAUUAAGGAUGAUUACCGCUUCAAAGACCGCUUCAGCAAGCUGAAUCCUCGCAAGAUCAUCCGUCUGUGGGCUGAAAAGGAGAUGCACAACCUGGCAAGGAUGAAAAAGGCAGGGAUUCCAUGUCCAGAGGUGGUCGUUCUGAAGAAGCACAUCCUUGUGAUGUCUUUCAUUGGUCAAGACCAAGUGCCUGCUCCUAAACUGAAGGAAGCAAUGCUGAGUUGUGAGGACAUGAAGAAGGCAUACUACCAAGUAGUACAGAUGAUGCAGCUGAUGUAUAAGGAAUGUAACCUGGUUCAUGCUGACUUGAGUGAAUACAAUAUGCUCUGGCAUGAUGGACAGGUGUGGUUAAUUGACGUGAGCCAGUCUGUUGAGCCCACUCAUCCUCACGGUCUGGAGUUUCUGUUCCGGGACUGCAGGAAUGUAGCCACAUUUUUCCAGAAAGCUGGAGUGGCAGAGGCUUUGAAUGUGUACGAACUCUUCAACACUGUCUCUGGACUGCAAAUUAGUUGUGACAAUGAGGCAGAUUUCUUAGCCCAGAUUGAAGCACUGGAGAAGAUGAAUGAGGACCAUGUGCAAAAGCGAAGCAAGAAAGCUUUCACCAAUACUUGUGAUGACGGCCCACCUCUGUUAAAUGACGACGAUGAUUAGCAAUAAGAUAAUAAUAAGACUGUUUGAAUAUUAAAGGAGAGUCCAAUCACAGCAAUGUGGGAGUGGAAAAACAUGGGCAUGUGAGAGUGUUAUGCAGCAUUCUCUGCUCACUGUCCUCAGAGACACAUUUUGCCCUCCUUCCACUACUGUUGCUGCACAAUGGGUUGGCUUCAAAUAGCAAAUGCAAGAUACAUUCAUGUGUUGUACAUCAGUGCAAGACACCUGUCUCAUCUGGCAUUUGAACACAACCCGUUCUGGAACGUCAGCCAGUUUUGCAAAUACAGAUUUUAUUAAAGUGUGAAAUCGUGCAAAUGAAUUACAUUAGAACAUAAGGCAACAGCAGUUGAUUACUGUUGGCCUCAGAGUUAUUCUGUGAUAUUUCUCCCUUUUAUUAUGUAAAAUGAUAGUUAGCAUAGACAGAACAGUAUUACUGAGAGCAUUUGCUAAAGGUUCUGUCUGUGCUAAGUAUGCAUUCUGAUGGGAAUAGUUUGUUUUUUGUGGAAUCAUUUUAAUGUUGAGUGAGGUCUUGCUGUAUUGGUACUCAAUUUUUAUCUCUAAUCCAGAUGGAGAAACUUAAUAAAAUCAUAUAAAAAAAGAAUAUCGGUA